AUGCUCAAGGGCUGCGAUCUCUGCGACACUCUGACGGUUACCCAAUCUGUCAUAUUUUGCAACACCUGUCGAAAGGCCGAAUGGCUGGCCGAUAAAAUGCGUAAGAGUAACUUCACCGUUACAGUUAUGCACGGCGACAUGGUGCAAAAAGAACGGGAAGAAAUUAUGAGGAAUUUCUGUAGCAGUGAAAGUCGCGUUCUGAUUACUACUGACCUCCUGGCGAGAGGUAUAGACGUGCAGCAGGUGUCCAUGGUCAUUAACUACGACUUGCCAAAUAAUCGUGUUGCCAUAAAUUUUGUGCAAAACGAAGAUAUUCGCAUCUUGCGAGACAUUAAGCAAUACUACUCCACUCAAAUCGAUGAAACGCCAAUGAACGUGCUGUUCCACACGCUUACCGACUGCGAGUUGAGAGUAACAGCUGGCAUCUUCCCAUUAAACAGUAAAGCGUUGAAUCACAACACCCCAGAGUAUGUAUUGCGACUACAGAAGUUGUGA
Echinococcus granulosus is the source of this 495-nucleotide messenger RNA. Its product is annotated as Eukaryotic initiation factor 4A-III. The transcript has 3 exons. Gene Ontology annotation, molecular function: RNA binding; RNA helicase activity. Lineage: Eukaryota; Metazoa; Platyhelminthes; Cestoda; Cyclophyllidea; Taeniidae. Bases 1 to 495 code for a protein of 164 amino acids. The record is from RefSeq and is a predicted model, not a curated record.